Messenger RNA from Carlito syrichta (Philippine tarsier), 1893 nucleotides. RefSeq names its product tryptophanyl-tRNA synthetase (gene WARS1). Gene Ontology annotation, molecular function: ATP binding; tryptophan-tRNA ligase activity. The transcript is spliced from 11 exons. The record is from RefSeq and is a predicted model, not a curated record. Gene Ontology annotation, biological process: tryptophanyl-tRNA aminoacylation. NCBI's taxonomy places the organism in Eukaryota, Metazoa, Chordata, Mammalia, Primates, Tarsiidae. The coding region runs from base 134 to 1474 and encodes 446 amino acids. Gene Ontology annotation, cellular component: cytoplasm.
CCUCUUCUGGCUGCAGUCACUCCACUGCCUGGCGUGACCAGCUGCAGCCACCCCGCCAAGGUCUCCCACCACCUGGUCUUGCCUUGGCCUCUAGCUCUGACCCCUAGCCGGCUGUGAACCGGGGUCACCAGAGAUGGCAGAUGUGAGUGUCCUCAAGAACAGGAACGUGGCACAGGAUGGAAUUGAUCCUGCAGUAAAAAUGAGCUGCAGAGCUGCUGUGGGAGAGAACUGCAAGGCUGACUGCCCUCCAGGGAACCCAGCGCCUGGGAGCAAUCAUGGCCCAGAAGCCACAGAAGCCGAAGAGGAUUUUGUGGACCCAUGGACAGUACAGACAAGCAAUGCGAAGGGCAUCGACUACGACAAGCUCAUUGUCCGAUUCGGAAGCAGUAAAAUUGAUAAAGAGCUGAUCAACCGCAUAGAAAGAGCCAUCGGCCAGAAACCACACCACUUCCUGCGCAGAGGCAUCUUCUUCUCUCACAGAGACAUGACUCAAGUUCUCGAUGCCUAUGAAAAUAAGAAGCCAUUCUACCUGUACACGGGCAGGGGCCCCUCUUCGGAAGCCAUGCACUUGGGCCACCUCAUCCCGUUCAUUUUCACCAAAUGGCUGCAGGAUGUGUUCAACGUGCCCUUGGUCAUCCAGAUGACAGAUGACGAGAAGUACCUGUGGAAGGAUCUGACCCUGGACCAGGCCUACGGCUAUGCCGUGGAGAAUGCCAAGGACAUCAUCGCCUGUGGCUUUGACAUCAAUAAGACUUUCAUAUUCUCUGACCUUGACUACAUGGGGGCGAGCCCAGGCUUCUACAAGAAUGUGGUGAAGAUUCAGAAGCAUGUGACCUUCAACCAAGUGAAGGGCAUUUUUGGCUUCACCGACAGCGACAGCAUUGGGAAGAUCAGUUUUCCUGCCAUCCAGGCCGCUCCCUCCUUCAGCAACUCCUUCCCACAGAUCUUCCAGGACAGGACAGAUGUCCAGUGCCUUAUUCCGUGUGCCAUCGACCAGGACCCCUACUUCAGAAUGACGAGGGACGUCGCCCCCAGGAUUGGUUAUCCAAAGCCAGCCCUGCUGCACUCCACCUUCUUCCCCGCCCUGCAGGGCGCCCAGACCAAGAUGAGCGCCAGUGACCCCAACUCCUCCAUCUUCCUCACCGACACGGCCAAGCAGAUCAAGACCAAGGUCAACAAGCACGCGUUUUCUGGAGGGAGAGCCACCGUCGAGGAGCACCGGGAGCUGGGGGGCGACUGUGACGUGGACGUGUCCUUCAUGUACCUGACCUUCUUCCUCGAGGACGACGACAGGCUCGAGCAGAUCAGGAAGGACUACAGCAGCGGCGCCAUGCUCACCGGGGAGCUCAAGAAGGCGCUCAUCGACGUCCUGCAGCCCCUGGUAGCUGAGCACCAGGCCCGGCGCAAGGAGGUCACGGACGAGGUCGUGAAGGAGUUCAUGAGGCCCCGGAAGCUAAUCUUUGACUUUCAGUGAAGCUCCUUUACAAGCAACGUGCUCCUCGAGAACCGUAACUUCCCAAUAAUCCCAGCCCAAGCAAAGCGCCACCCACGGUAGUCCCUGCCACAGGGUCAUUGCCAGGCCUGGUGUGUAUCAGUCUGUGCGUUAUCAAUGCUGUUUCUUUAUUCAUUUCUGUCUCUUGUGGAUGAUCGGGUGUUGGCUGUCUCUGUGCAAUCAGAUAGAGCAGUCCAGCUGGGGGUCUCCCCACAAAGCAGCCCUGGCAUGGAGCCUUCGGCUGCAGGUCCAUGGCCACUGAGGACUGUCUGAAAGUAUCGUGGGGUGCCAAAUGUAUUCUCCACACCUGCUCUGUAAAAAAAUGACUCUUCUGUAUGCAUCUAUGGAAUCCAAAUGUCAUGACUAAAACUAAAAGUGCUUGAAAAAAAUGGACGUGAAAA